AUGAAAAUCUUAUAUUCUCUGAGGAGGUUCUACCACGUGGAAACGCUCUUUAAUGGAACUUUCAUUUUAGCUGGUCGUGACCAAGAAACCACCAGCUUUGCUUGGUGGGCUGGGAAUGCCAGACUUAUCAAUUUGUCCGGUAAACUACUUGGAGCUCAUGUAGCCCAUGCCGGAUUAAUCGUAUUCUGGGACGGAGCAAUGAACCUAUUUGACGUGGCCCAUUUCAUACCAGAAAAUCCCAUGUAUGAACAAGGGUUGAUUUUACUUCCACACUUAGCUACUCUAGGCUUCGGUGGCAUUUAUCACGCGCUUCUGGGACCCGAGACUCUUGAGGAAUCUUUUCCAUUCUUUGGUUAUGUCUGGAAAGAUAGAGAUAAAAUGACUACAAUUUUGGGUAUUCACUUAAUUUUGUUAGGUCUAGGUGCUUUUCUUCUAGUACUCAAGGCUCUUUAUUUUGGUGGUGUAUAUGAUACUUGGGCCCCUGGGGGGGAGAUGUAA
Triticum turgidum subsp. durum (durum wheat) is the source of this 498-nucleotide messenger RNA. The record is from the annotation of a GenBank genome assembly. NCBI's taxonomy places the organism in Eukaryota, Viridiplantae, Streptophyta, Magnoliopsida, Poales, Poaceae.